UGCCGGGAAAUUUGAAAAUUUGUUUUUAGAUAUUUUUUUAGUGAAUAUUUUAAUUGUUAAAGGGAAUUUUAUCUGAGAACGUACGCCAUCUAAUCAAAACCGUGACGUAAAAAAAUAAAUGGGAUGUUUGUGUCAGUUUACAAAUAAAGUAAAUAUAUUAUAUUAAUAAUUGAUAUAUUUUUUAUUACUUGUUAUUUAUUUGGUGAAAAAAAAAUGAGUUCGGGUUUUAUAUCAGAAGCUGAACUCGCUGAGCAGCGAAAAGCUAAGCAAGAGGAAUGGGAACGUGUGCGAACUGCUGAAGAACCACUUGAACGGCCGGAAGAAAAAUAUGACCCGAGGCCGCUGUAUGAUAAGUUGCAGGAACAAAAAACUAAACGAGAUCUUGAGUAUGAGGAAGCACACAAGCUCAAGAAUAUGAUAAAAGGGCUAGAUGAUGAUGAAGUCGAAUUUCUUGAUCUGGUUGACAGAAAGAAAUUAGAGGAAGAGCGUAAAAAAAAUGAAGAAGAAGCUCAAGAGCUACGUGAUUUCAAAGCACGUGUUGCUUCAUUGCAGGAUAAAAUGCAGGAAGAGCGAUUGAAGUCUGAGCUAAAGACUCCGCAGACUGGUAGCAAAAUUUCCGGUAGCAAACAUUCGCAAGUUAAAUUGCUGGCUGGUGUUGUUGUUAAAAAACCCGAGAAAUCGGGACAAUCAGGUCAAGGCACGAAGAGAAAACUAUCUGAAUCAGCUGAUGAUGAAAAAUCUUUGAAAAAAAGUCUUGAUGGUAAAGAGUUGGAGGAAAGUAAAAAACAAUCAGAAUCAGUGGCAACAAAAAGCCAGUACCCGGCAAGUGGGAUGAAGUGCAUUGGGAUUCUUCCGGGACUUGGAUCUUACAAUGACUCGAGUGACAGCGACUGCUCAUCGGAUUCAGAUACAGAGUACGGAAAUCCAGUCAAGUAUGAUUUGUUAGGCAGGAAAAUAGAAGUAAAUUCAGAGAAUAAGAGUUAGGGAUUAGGAAGUAGGAAAAUUUUUUAAUUUAAAUAUAAAUAAAUAAUAGAUUUAUAAUAAUCAAUCAAUUAAUUCUAGAUAUAAAAAUGAUCUUUAUUAAAAUAAGCGAUUGUAAAUGAAAUUAUUAUAAUUAAUGAUUUUUUAAA
Molecule: messenger RNA, 1130 nt
Organism: Microplitis demolitor
Lineage: Eukaryota; Metazoa; Arthropoda; Insecta; Hymenoptera; Braconidae
Product: PSME3-interacting protein
Exons: 5
Coding region: 214-984 (256 amino acids)
Cellular component (GO): nucleus
Source: RefSeq, a predicted model, not a curated record